CAAAUACAAAAAUAUAUACCACUGAUGCACAUAACAGUGAUUUUGGCAACCAUUAACACACACUCAUAAAAUAGCUGGUGGUCUCUAUGGAAGUGGGACUCUGCUGAUUGUGUUUGCCCUGGCACAGAGGACGAUUUGCAUUAGGAGCUCAUUUUGCCUCCUCAUGUUGCCACUUGUUACUUUUUCAGUCUUUUUUUCAUGAAAAUAUACAAUAAAUAUUGCUGUAUAAUGUUGCCUUGCUUCAAGCCGUGUGAAUUUUACGGGAUAACUGGAGUUCAGACGUGUGGUCUCCUGCUUGUCACUGGCCCUCUUGCCCUGAACAGAGUCCCCCUGCGUAGGGCACACCAGAAGUUUGUCAUCGCCACAAACACCAAAGUUGACAUCUCUGGUAUGAAGAUCCCCAAGACUCUGUCUGAUGCCUACUUCAAGAAGAAGAGGCUGAGGAGGCCCCACCACCAGGAGGGAGAGAUCUUUGAUACAGAGAAAGAGAAGUACCAGCUGACAGAGCAGAGGAAGGAGGACCAGAAAGCUGUGGACUGUGUGAAUGUACCCAAAAAUGUCUUUCACAGUGGCUUGUGCAAAGACGGCGCUAUCAAACCGAACAUUUGAAAUGGGCCUUUUAUAGAUCAUUCAAGGUGAACAGUGCUCAAACACGUAAAAUGCGACACCAGGCUAUUGUGUUCAGCGAGUGACUCACAUUUCUACCUGUUCGCUUCAAUUCCAUUUUGUUCCUUGAUGUGCAUUUUAAAGACCAGUUUCCUGCACUUCAACCUGACUAAAUUAUUAAACCUUCUCUCAAUGGAAAGGAUUUUCUAAAUGCCUGAAGGCUGAGUGAGGUCCUGUUGAUCUCCAUAAAAAAUAAGUGGAAAAGUAACUAAUCUCACAGGUCGACCUCAUGCAUGACUUGAUCUGAAAUUCAUGCAGUGAGAAAGAGCCUUUGUAUACAAACUGAAUUCCCAAGAAUACCAAUAAUAUACAUGAAUCAGUUUUGACAUUUUCCAUUUAAAAAUUCCAGACUAACAUCUCAGACUACUUUCAACAUUGUCAUGUAUGUUAGGACACCUAAUACAUGUUACAUGGUGUAUCCAUCCUACUGUCUGUUCAGUUCAUUCUGUGCUGAAGUUGACCUCCGCUCUGAACCGGUCAUGGUGUGUUCACAUGGUGCCACUGUUGAUUUGUGCACUGUAAUGUGGACAGGUGUGUUAAUUGCUCUGCCCCACCCACUUGAUGAAAAACAUUCAGCUCCUCCAAAAUAUUACCAAAAUCAAAAUAUGCCGCUUGUAUGAUCAAUCUGUUGCAAUUCCUGAAUUAUGCUUUAGAAAACUUAACUGUAAAUUCAAGCAGUAGCCUGAAAAAUAGUUUCCGCAUUCUCUCCCCUUUUCCAUACUCACCCAGAUCUGGGAGAAUGAUCUAAAUCACAUUUCAUACUUUAACAGACAGUGAAGGAGCACUGGUGGGUUAUUAAUAUCCUGAUUCAAAACUAUAUGUUCAGUGAUGCAGUGCAAAGAAAUGACUACUCAAGAGUUUCACCCAUACCACACAGCCAAACAAUUACGCUUUAAUUAAAAAAAUGACAUGUCUAAUGUCACAAGACAAAAAUAAAUACAAGUGUUUCAUUUCUCUUACAUGGCCACGUUGUUGUUUUUUUUUUUUUU
This is a messenger RNA of Myripristis murdjan (pinecone soldierfish), 1655 nucleotides long. Its product is annotated as 60S ribosomal protein L6-like. The record is from RefSeq and is a predicted model, not a curated record. Gene Ontology annotation, biological process: ribosomal large subunit assembly; cytoplasmic translation. The transcript has 5 exons. The coding region runs from base 199 to 609 and encodes 136 amino acids. Gene Ontology annotation, cellular component: ribosome; cytosolic large ribosomal subunit. NCBI's taxonomy places the organism in Eukaryota, Metazoa, Chordata, Actinopteri, Holocentriformes, Holocentridae. Gene Ontology annotation, molecular function: RNA binding; structural constituent of ribosome.